AUGGUGUCCGACGAGAUUCCUAACGUUCAGUUGCCACUACGUAUCGUAGUUGCUGUACAAGCUGCUGAUUGGGGUAUAGGAUACAACGGUCAGCUGCCUUGGCCGCACAUUGCAGAAGACCUCGCCCACUUCAAGCGCGUUACCACGAGAAACUGUCGCAGCAGUGAAGACGAAUCCGCUGUCGUCGGUGGCAAACCAGCGGUCAUCAUGGGGCGUCACACCUGGCUGUCGAUACCACCAGAGCGUCGACCGCUGUCCGGUCGCUUGAACAUUGUGCUUACCCGACAGAAACCGAUCGUCAACGAGGCGAGCGACGCUUUCGCGGGCGCCUACCUAGCCAACAGUCUGAACGAGGCGUGCAGCUUGGCAGCACUGCAUGGUGCGCGGGUCGCGUAUGUCAUCGGCGGGGCUAGUGUCUUUCGAGAGACCCUCGCGCACCCGGCCUGUGAUCGCAUCUACUUGACGCGCAUUCGACGACUGGAUCCGCAGCGUGCGCCCUAUCCCUGUGACGUCUUCAUGCCAGCCAUACCUUCAGAUGAGUACGUAGAAGAUGGGCCUAGUAAUAAGCACUGCGUGUCGGUAUGUGUUGAUGAACGCGCUGAACAACUUGAAGUGGAGUUUUUGGUCUAUCGAAGACAGGAGCGGAUACCCAUGUCGCACAGCCCUGAACGUGAGCGGGUCGCAUCGGAUGCGAAACCGUCAUCGAAUACAAAAACUAUCGAACGGCCAGUGCUUGAGUGUAACCACGAAGAGCAGCAGUACCUCGACCUGGUUCGCUCAGUCAUCGGACACGGGUAUCGCAAGGCAGAUCGCACCGGCGUUGGUACGCUCUCGCUUUUCGGAGCCAUGAUGCGAUUCUCUUUGCGAAAUCAGUGCAUACCCUUGUUGACAACCAAGCGGGUUUUUUGGAGAGGUGUUGUCGAGGAGUUGCUGUGGUUUCUCCGCGGCAGCACCGAUGCUACGGAAUUAUCGGCUAGAGGAGUCCACAUUUGGGACGGGAACGCUUCCCGAGCGUUCUUGGACGCUCGAGGGCUCUCGCACCGUGCAGAGGGCGAUCUUGGUCCCGUAUACGGCUUCCAAUGGCGCCAUUUCGGGGCGAAGUACGUGGACUGCAAGACGGACUAUCGUAAUCAGGGCGUUGACCAGAUUCGCCAGAUCGUGGAGACGCUGAAGACAAACCCAGACGACCGCCGCAUGCUCUUGUGUGCGUGGAAUCCUCUCGCACUCCCCGAGAUGGCUUUACCGCCGUGCCACGUGCUCGCUCAGUUCUACGUUGCAAAUGGGGAACUCUCUUGUUUACUAUAUCAACGCUCUUGUGACCUCGGCCUGGGCGUCCCGUUUAACAUUGCAAGUUAUUCGCUACUGACUAUGAUGCUUGCACAUGUCACUGAUUUGCGCCCCGGUGAGUUGGUGCAUACCAUGGGCGACGUACACGUCUACCUUAACCAUGUUGAUGCGCUCAAGGUGCAGCUAGGUCGGCAACCAAGACCAUUUCCACAUAUCCGUUUCCGCCGGCCAGUUCGAGAUAUAGACGACUUUUGCACUGAUGACAUCGAAUUGAUUGGCUACUAUCCGCAUCAAACGCUCCGAAUGGAUAUGGCUGUGUAG
Messenger RNA from Cyanidioschyzon merolae strain 10D, 1608 nucleotides. RefSeq names its product fusion protein of dihydrofolate reductase and thymidylate synthase. Gene Ontology annotation, cellular component: cytosol; mitochondrion. The record is from RefSeq and is a predicted model, not a curated record. Gene Ontology annotation, biological process: dTMP biosynthetic process; one-carbon metabolic process; tetrahydrofolate biosynthetic process. The transcript has a single exon. NCBI's taxonomy places the organism in Eukaryota, Rhodophyta, Bangiophyceae, Cyanidiales, Cyanidiaceae. Gene Ontology annotation, molecular function: thymidylate synthase activity; dihydrofolate reductase activity. The coding region runs from base 1 to 1608 and encodes 535 amino acids.